UUUUGUUUGGCUUGUAUAGUCGACCUGCAUUCGAGGUGCAGCUCGCCUGAGACACAGAUCGACACCCAGGUUGAGGAACAGACCCCCAGCCGUUCAAAAUGCAGGUUUUCUCCCCUUGCUUGUUGGUUCUACUGGUCGCCGGCCUGGCCGCGGCCCAACGGCUCAACAACUGCCCGACGAUGUGGUCCGGCGCCGGCGAAUACUGCUACCAGUUCUUCAAGCAGCCUCUGCCCUGGCAGGAGGCGAGCAACUUCUGCUCCAAGUUCUCCUCCUGUGCCACGGGAGCGGCGGCCAGCCUGCUGAAGCUCGACUCAGCCCAGGCCGACACGCGGCUGGAGAAAUUCCUGAGUCCAAAAGGCAACCCCAGCCCUCCCAACACGUGGAUCGGCUUGGGCGAUCCCAUGAACACGGGUCAGCUCACCUGGCCUGACGGUACCACCACACAGAGCGUAGGCUACAACAACUUCGGGCAGGGAGGCCGGAACGGAAACUGCGCUUUGAAGGACACCCGCACGAACCAGUGGACCUUCGCGCCCUGCACGCAAGCGAACUCCUUCGUCUGUCAGAUGCAGCGGAGCGUCCCUCCGCAGACCGGCGGCCCAGGCACCAAUUUCCCUUCACGACCUGUCUAAAAGUCGGCUCGGACGAACAAUUUCACGAACAGUUUGUGCAGCGUACAAGAGGAAUUCGUACAAAAACUGAACAACCCAAACGGGAUCCAAGAUGGCCGUACGAGAAGUAGCACCAAGUAUAGUUCCCUGCCCCAGUCUCACCAACAUCCAGCGUGUUUUCAUCCAGUAUAGGUCGAGUACCGGCGAUGACCAUCAAAAAGUAUUUGCUCCACCCUGUAAAACUUCUUCUGGUACAAACAUUCAUCGCUAUCUUGUGAAGCUUUCUUCAGAUGUGAGCAAUAAUUGAACUACAGAAAAAAAUGACAGCAUUCACUGAACAGUCAGAAACGAAUUUAUCGAACAGUAACGCAUUUUAUCGAAUAUGUUAUCUCAUUUUGUGUUAGUUUGUGUUAGCACUUCUUUGACAAUAAUGUUGGCAACGGGAUUUUCAAGAAACGAAUAAAGGAGAAUCAAUGGUCCAUGAAAUAAA
Messenger RNA from Patiria miniata (bat star), 1101 nucleotides. Its product is annotated as snaclec GPIB-binding protein subunit beta-like. The coding region runs from base 99 to 632 and encodes 177 amino acids. The transcript has a single exon. Lineage: Eukaryota; Metazoa; Echinodermata; Asteroidea; Valvatida; Asterinidae. The record is from RefSeq and is a predicted model, not a curated record.